This is a messenger RNA of Acanthaster planci (crown-of-thorns starfish), 1500 nucleotides long. RefSeq lists its product as uncharacterized. Lineage: Eukaryota; Metazoa; Echinodermata; Asteroidea; Valvatida; Acanthasteridae. The record is from RefSeq and is a predicted model, not a curated record.
AUGAUCCUACCACCCAUUUUCCCAUCAGUUAGCCAGCAGCCCUGCAUCCUGCAGAAAUACCCUACACCCUUUCAUCUAGUCCCAAUGAUGAAGUUCCCACCAUUUCCCCGUCGAGUAGCAAGUCAAGUGAAGAUGAUGGAAGCACAAGAUGGAGCCAAAGUCUACAAAAAGCCCAGGGGAGCAACCCAGCCACACAAAGAGUGCCAACGUACCCUGUUGACCACCGAGACAGAUGUCCUGUCCCUAGGCACGAACUUCGCUACCCCACCACGCGCCGUUCCCCCAGCCGACAUCAUCCAAGCCACGGAACCUACCAUACGGAAGCGUGACAAGACCACAGCCGAUAAUAUCCGAGUCAAGAUCUACCAAGCACUCCUACACGCCAAACCGAUCAAGUCCAACCUCACGAGACCCGAAGUUGAAGCCCUCUGUGAUCUCUGCAGCGACAAGUCCAUACACACCAUCACGGCCGACAAGGGCAAUGCCACCGUGGUCAUGGACCGUGUGGCUUACUCAAACAAAGUACAAGACAUCCUCACAUCCGGCACCUACCGCCCCCUACCCAAGGACCCCACUCAAGCCAUCGAGAAAUGUAUCACCAGCCACCUCCUUGCCCUCCUCCACUCUGACUCCAUCCCAGGAGACUUGUACCAUCGCUCCGGCUCACCGACCUAUGAGACCAUCCACUUCCUGACUGGCUUCCUCCAGCCCCGGGUCGGCAACACACCACACCAUAUCUCCAACUCCACCCAGUUGGUUAAGCUCAUGAGAAACCUGUCACUCCAGCCAACCGACAUCAUGAUUGCCGACCUCAUCGGCCUCUGCGUUCCUUCUAGCUACUUCAAGUUCCAAGAUCAGUUCUACGAGCAGACAGCUGGGACCUCCAUGGGAUCCCCGAUAUCCCCGGUCCUCGCUAACAUCUUCAUGGAAGAAUUCGAAACAUCAUCUCUCCUCACUGCCGACCUCAAACCCACCAUUUGGCUGCACUAUGUUGACAACACAUUCAUCAUAUGGUCCCAUGGUCAAGAUCACCUCCAAGAAUUCCUCAAGUACCUCAACAAGCAACACCCCACUAUCAAGUUCACCAUGGAACAAGAACAAGACGGAUACCUCUCCUUCUUAGAUGUUCACCUAUUCAGAAACCCAGACGGCACCCUCAACCACCGCAAACCCACCCACACCGACUGGAAUCUGCACCAGAAAUCUUUCCACCACCCAGCCAUCAAGACCUCAGUCAACCGCACCCUGGUCCGCAGAGCCUACGAGAUCUGUGACCAGAACAACCUACACCAAGAACUCCACCACUGCAAGUCUACCCUCAAGAUGAACGGCUACCGCAACCAAUGUAACAACCUUUCCAAGCCCUCCCCCAGGAUGUUAGGGUCUCCUAUACCCGAAGUCCCCCCGUCCCCCAUGGCAUUAGGGUCACCUAUACCCGAAGCCCCCCAAACCCCCACCGCCACAGUAUGCCUACUUUACCUGGGCCCCACCUCCCACUAA